Messenger RNA from Trichomonas vaginalis G3, 168 nucleotides. Its product is annotated as cellular response to paclitaxel. The record is from RefSeq and is a predicted model, not a curated record. The transcript has a single exon. The coding region runs from base 1 to 168 and encodes 55 amino acids. Lineage: Eukaryota; Parabasalia; Trichomonadida; Trichomonadidae.
AUGAGUCCUUUGUGUAGAUGCGGAAUUCCUCUUGUUGCAAGCGUUGUUACAGGAAAACCAGUCAAGAAAGAUGACAAACUCUGGAAGUGCAAACAUUGCAGACAUUGCGCAUUGAUGAAUGAAAUGAAAGAUAUCAAAUUCUGUCCUUUAUGUCAUUUUCAAAUUUAA